Molecule: messenger RNA, 219 nt
Organism: Diaporthe citri
Lineage: Eukaryota; Fungi; Ascomycota; Sordariomycetes; Diaporthales; Diaporthaceae
Exons: 2
Coding region: 1-219 (72 amino acids)
Source: RefSeq, a predicted model, not a curated record
AUGCGCGCCGAAAAGCUGGAACCGCAGAUACGGUUCACGCGUCAGAGGGAUAUUGACGUCGACGUUGGAGAGACAUCAUGGCUGUCCCCUCCAGCUGCGCCUCUUGCCAUGAUUGACGGCCGGCCAAGUAGCGAGUACGAGCCCGACCCCGACCUGGUAGACUACUUCUACCUCCACAGGCGUCUGCCGCGGUCCUUGCUGCAUCAAGGACUCCCCUAG